AUGCUCUUGUUGGGUUACCUUAUAAAGGAAGCCAGCGAACUAAAUGAAGAAUUGGCAAUAAAGAAGUUGGAGCGAUUGUCUUCUUUAGCCGAGUUGGCUGAUGAGAUUUACGGGCCUAUUAUACUUCUAAGUGCUACAAAUUGCUUUGGUAGUGCCUUAAUUAAUCUCUAUGUCUUGCUGGCAAACUUGUAUAUUGGGAACAUUAUUGUGAUGAUCAUUGUGAUUGGCUGGGUAGGAAUCAGCGUAACAAACCUUCUGUCAAUUGUCUAUUCAUCUGGUAUCUUCAAUAAGCAGAUUCAUAAAUUCAAUGAAGAAUUACGUAUGAAAAUAAUGUCAGAUGAAACUCAAGAGUAUUCCGAAAACGAAAUUUUGAACUUCCACUUAUUCGCGUACAAGGCAACGGAAUUCACAGCAUGCGGGUUUUUCAACAUUGACUACACAGUAAUUAGUUCUGUAAUUGAAGUGGCGUGGGAAAAUAUUUGCACGUCUGAAACUGUAAGCGACUCAGGCCAAACGGCAGACUAUCUUAAUGAUGGAAUACAACGAGGCGCUCCAGGAUAUCUUCCACAUGCCAAGGAUAUUGGGUACCUUUCCAUUCGACAGUCAGUUCAGGCUCUCUAA
Nezara viridula (southern green stink bug) is the source of this 621-nucleotide messenger RNA. NCBI's taxonomy places the organism in Eukaryota, Metazoa, Arthropoda, Insecta, Hemiptera, Pentatomidae. The record is from the annotation of a GenBank genome assembly.